UCCAAAUUUAACAGACCAUAUUCCAUGGCUUUAAUAUCUCCUGUUUCAUCACCUAAUGGAAAAAUCUUUAACCAAAAACUUUAUGCCAGAAUUAGAGUAGCCACUGAAUCAGAUGUACCACACAUAUACAAACUCAUGCAACAAUUAUUUGUCUAUCACAACAUCAUUCAUCUCUUAAAAUCAACUCAAUCCUCCAUUGCCUCUGGGCUAUUUAAACCCAAAUUCACCAAUAUUAGUCCUGUGACAACACUUCUAGUCGAAGUAUCUGCUAAUCCUUUUCCAUCUUGUCCCACUGGUAAUGUGAAGGAAGUUGAACUUAACUUGCCCCUCGUAGAUAAGGAGUCAGAGCAGUUCAGAGUUAUCAAAGAUGAUCAUGACGAUGUAUUUAUAGCUGGAUUUGUCAUGUUUUACCCAUGUUUUUCGAGUUUCUUUGAGAAACCAGUCUUCCAUAUGGAGAACUUUUUUCUAAGAGAGUGUUAUAAGAGGAAAGGGUUUGGAAAAUGGUUGUUUUCUACCAUGGCAUCUGAGGCUGCAAGAAUGGGGUUAUCUUCCGUUAAUUGGGAUGCUUCAGAUUGGGAUGAAAGUGCACUUGAGUUUUACAAACAAAUGGGUGCUACCAUUUCUGGUGGUCUUAGGAAUUUGAGUUUGGCUGGUAACGCUCUUGAAGCAUUUGAUGAUGAUAGUAACUGACUAAUUAUAUCUUCUUUCGAUGGUUGUUACCUAUGACUAUGGUAUUGUAUUGUACUGUUACGUAUUGGUGAUGGUAUGUCACGUUGCAAUCAUUCCGGCCAGUCCAUUUCCUAAACCAUGGGUAAGGGAUGACAGAAGACGG
Messenger RNA from Capsicum annuum, 832 nucleotides. Its product is annotated as probable acetyltransferase NATA1-like. Gene Ontology annotation, molecular function: N-acetyltransferase activity. The record is from RefSeq and is a predicted model, not a curated record. Lineage: Eukaryota; Viridiplantae; Streptophyta; Magnoliopsida; Solanales; Solanaceae. The transcript has 2 exons. The coding region runs from base 25 to 690 and encodes 221 amino acids.